AUGCCAACCUAUUUGUUUGAAGGAACUCUUGUACUGAGGAAGGUUCAUUCACCUGGGACAUAUUUGCACAAUAGAGACGAUAUUUUUCUGUAUAUAAAUAUUUUUGAUAGCAUUCACUUUACAAAGCUAUCAUUGCCAAAUUUUCCUCUAGAAGUCCAAGAAAGCUUUUCCUUUGAGAAGCGUUUCUUUGAUACCUUUUCUCCUUACGAGUUGUGUCGGAAAUUAGAGGAUAUCCCUGUCACUAUUGAACUACGACAAAUGACUGAGUAUUUUAAUAGUGGAAAACUAUUGGCCUACUUCGAUGGCAAUGCGCGCGACUUCUUUAUGCCCUGCCCUACACUCUGCAGUACUAUCGGGAAUGAUCGGGAAUUACUAAUGAUACGUACAGUAGAUUUCCCUGGUGUUUCUCCGAGAGUUGAGUUUACGACUACGACGAAGAUAUCUCCUGGUGCUUACUGCCCCGAGAAAAUGAUGCGAAGGACAAAAUCCUACUCUUCGCUUCAUGAUAUUGACUUGAAGGCUGCCCAAGAAAGAAGGCUCCAAACCUCGCUCGACCAUUCUGUCGUCUUUAGUUAUCAAGGCCGUAACUAUGGGAGGAGUCCAAGGCGCUUGUUAUGCGAAAUGCAUCCUAGUUGUCAAAGCUGGCCUUUGUCCAGUGUUGCGUGGCAACGAAUUUGUUAUAGAUCUGCAAUGAACCACCGCAAAUGUAAGCGGUCAUCUGACUUAAACCGGAUGCGUUUCCUGACGGUAAAUAAGUUUGUCUAUCUACUACAUUUUCUACUAACAACAAUGAACUAUGAAUGCAGGACUUCCAAACUAUUGGUCGAAGUAAUAUGGGAUAAGCCGCAGAAGAGCUAUGAGGCUAUUGGCGUGGCCCGAAGACCGAGCUGCAGAGAGGAAGAAAAAGCCUCCACAACGGGGGUGUUCGCUAGUUUAGCACGGUUAGAAAUAUCAAACUCUCGAAUUGUCUCCUUCUUGAACGCUACUGGCAGUUGUAUCGCUUCUGGCAACGAGAGGUGGAUAAUCUUCGCAGAAGUCGCGGUUGAACCUACUCAUCUUGCAGAAAUACUCCUUUCUGAGAUGGAUAUGACGUAA
This is a messenger RNA of Echinococcus granulosus, 1095 nucleotides long. RefSeq lists its product as hypothetical. Gene Ontology annotation, molecular function: myosin light chain binding. Gene Ontology annotation, biological process: spermatogenesis. The coding region runs from base 1 to 1095 and encodes 364 amino acids. The transcript is spliced from 11 exons. NCBI's taxonomy places the organism in Eukaryota, Metazoa, Platyhelminthes, Cestoda, Cyclophyllidea, Taeniidae. The record is from RefSeq and is a predicted model, not a curated record.